AUGUCGGACUCCAAGGAAUCUUCCUCACCAUGCACACCAGCCGCAAACUAUAGCCGCCUACCCGCGAUUCUCUGUCUCCACGGCCAAGGCACCAACGGCGCCAUCUUCUCCCACCAGUCCCGGGCCCUGGUCAAAUCCCUCAGUGACCGGUUUCGCUUCAUCUUCGUCGACUCGCCCUUCACAUCGUGGCAACCCGGCCCUGGCGUCAUCCCCACCUACGCGGAUCAGAAACCGUACCGUCGCUGGCACUACGAUAAAGCGCAGAUCGAGACGGGCGUUUCGGCCGAGGCCGUGGAUGUUGAAAGGGCGCGCGUCAGGGCGCUCAUCACGCGUCAUUUUGAAGCCGAGGCGGAGGAGACGGGGCAGGGCAUCGUGGGCAUCAUGGCGUUUAGUCACGGCACGCGGGUGGCGACGGGGUUGUGUUUGGAUGGCGAGUUCGGCUCGCGCAUCAAGAUUGCCAUUCUGAUCAGUCCCGUAUUCCCGAGCCUUUCGGUUGGGAGCGCAUCUAUGGAGUCGCCGGAGGAGGAGAAGGCUCGGCGGAAUCUCGACGUGCGGCUGGUUCAAGUACAUGGGACAUCUGACCCCUGGGCGCAUGGAGGUAAACGUCUGGUGAGGACACAUUUCAAUGCGUCCUUGACGCGAACCGUCAUCUUUCCGGGUGGUCACCAGGUUCCGUCUGCUGCCAAGGACGUUGCCGCGGUGGUACGCGAGGUUAUAUCUGCGUGGGAGUUGGGGGAAGUGUCAUCAUGA
Colletotrichum scovillei is the source of this 750-nucleotide messenger RNA. RefSeq lists its product as uncharacterized. The record is from RefSeq and is a predicted model, not a curated record. The coding region runs from base 1 to 750 and encodes 249 amino acids. The transcript has a single exon. Gene Ontology annotation, cellular component: nucleus; cytoplasm. NCBI's taxonomy places the organism in Eukaryota, Fungi, Ascomycota, Sordariomycetes, Glomerellales, Glomerellaceae. Gene Ontology annotation, biological process: secondary metabolite biosynthetic process.